AAAUUAACAAGACCAGUACCCUUGCUCGAUCCCUACUGGUUGACUGACUUGUAAUAACGUCUGCCAUCUCUCUCCAAAGUGUGUCCCACUGUCGUACCUUUCGGUUAAUAUUUUCUGUAAAAUGAUGGUACUCUCCAGAGUGUGAAGAAACUGUGAAUCACCUCGUUGAUUUGAUCUUAUCGCGAGUAUGAUGGCAUGAAUUAAUUUGGUGAAUUUUAUGCAGCUACCAACUCGUAGUAAAGUACUGUUCUUUAAACUCCCUAUAUAUAUAUUCUUUGCCAUCCAUGGAGUGCUAGGGCAGCUGCUCUGUUUUCCUGCAGGUGUAUAUGCUGAAGACCUGCAGGCUGCAGCAGAGUCAAGAAAGGAAGAAAGGGAGAGGGAGGCAAUCCUACUUGUCCUGCUGCUGCAUAGAUGGAGAGGCUAGAUCAACAUGUCAUUGAGAUGGCCUCACUACUGGCGCAAGAACUGAAGCAUGAACUCGCAAGCCUGAACUCGCCGACGACGGGGCGGGCCGGCGGCGAGUCAUCUCCGCCGUCGAUCAUGAUCGACAAGGUCGCCGAGCUCACCCGCAACGUCGACAAGCAGGAGUACGAGCCGCACUUCGUCUCCAUCGGGCCGUACAACCGCAGCUGCGACUGCAAGUCCAAGCUCGCCAGGGACUCCGACAAGGUGGGUAGGCUCCAGGAGGUCCUGUCGGCGGCGGCGGCGCACACCACCGCGCCGCUGCAGCUGGAGGACUUCAUCACCGAGCUCGCGCGCAUGGAGGCUCGCGCGCGGAAAUGCUACAAGCUGUCGUUCGAUCACGUCCAGAGCAAGGAUUUCCUGCGCUGGCUGCUGCUCGACGGCUGCUACAUCCUCGUCCGCUUCGGCGACGUCGUGAUGAGGCGCCGACCUGAGGACGAGGAGGUGGAGGAGGAGGAGGAGACCACGGCGGAUGGCAUCGUGCUCCGCCGCGUGAGGAGAUGGUUUCAUGUCCCGAGCUGCAAGGGGUUCCUGCGCCGGCGGCUGCUCGACGCGUGCUACGUGCUCGUCCGCCUCCGCGACGUCGUCGUCGGGCGCCGCAGCAAGGCGCCCGUGGCGGCAGAGGCUAACCGCGUCGUGCCGUCGGUGGAGGAGAGGGAAGAAGAAUCCGCCGUCGACCAGCAGGAGGCCGUGGCGGUGGUCCGCGACGUGUUCUACCUCGCGGAGAACCAGAUUCCCUUCUUCGUCGUCGACAAGAUCCACCAGCUGACGUUCCUCGACGGCCAGACUCCGGCGGUGCACGCCAUCGCGAGGUACGCGCACGAGCUCCUGCGGGUGAACGGGUACUCCGUCGCGACGCCGACCAAGGUGGAGGAGCCGGAGCGGCCGCCGGAGCCAGCCAACCUCCUCCACCUGCUGCACAUGCACUUCACGCCUACAGUACUGACGUCCGCCGCCACCACCGGUAGCCGCCGCCGCGGCGGCGGUAGGCCCGUGGGGCGGUGGCGCACGGCGAUGGAGUACUACUUCGCCGGCGUAACGUUCAAGAAGCGGCCCCUCGAUCGGCGCGGCGGCGCGCGGUGCGUCCUCGACGUGAAGGUGAGCGGGUGCGGCGGCGGGACGCUGGAGAUGCCGCAGCUGACCGUGGACGCGGAGACGUGGCCGCUGCUCCGCAACCUGAUGGCGCUGGAGCAGUCGAACCCGGCGGCGGCGGGGAGCCACGUGACGGCGUACUGCGUGUUCAUGUCGCAGCUGGCGUGCACGGCGGCGGACGUGGAGCUGCUGUCGCGGCGGGGCGUGAUCGUGCACGGGCUGGGGCACCACGGCGAGGUGGCCAAGCACUUCGCGGACCUGUGCAAGGGGGCGGUGUUCGACGCGGACGACGCCGACAUGAACUACCUGAGGCCGGUGUGCCAGGUGCUCGAGCGGCGGUUCCAGAGCCGGCCGCGGCGGUGGAUGGCGUGGCUGAAGAAGAAGUACUUCGCCAACCCGUGGCUCAUCGCCGGCCUCGUGGCCGCCACCGUUGGCCUCGUCUGCACCGUCAUCCAGGCGGUCUACUCUGUUCUCGGUUACACAAAACCAGGGAGCUAGCUGUGGUGACGUGGCUGUGUGACGUAUCGUGCUACGUAGCAGCCAUGCAGUGGUCCCAUGCGCGUAGCAGCAUAUAUAUAUAUAUAUCUAUAUAGUGCAUGUUUUCAGUGGAGUGUAAGAAUAGUCAGCUUAAAUAUGUAAGUUCUUUUUUGAGAACCGAAACUUGUAAGUAUAUGUUGUUUAGAUGUAAGAAAGACUUAACAGCCCAUGUUUCUAAAACUUAGUUGUAAUUUUAGAUUAAUUUUUAAUAACUUCA
Molecule: messenger RNA, 2308 nt
Organism: Oryza sativa Japonica Group (Japanese rice)
Lineage: Eukaryota; Viridiplantae; Streptophyta; Magnoliopsida; Poales; Poaceae
Source: RefSeq, a predicted model, not a curated record